Molecule: messenger RNA, 2789 nt
Organism: Vespa velutina
Lineage: Eukaryota; Metazoa; Arthropoda; Insecta; Hymenoptera; Vespidae
Product: ELAV-like protein 2
Exons: 6
Coding region: 2220-2774 (184 amino acids)
Cellular component (GO): ribonucleoprotein complex
Molecular function (GO): RNA binding
Source: RefSeq, a predicted model, not a curated record
GAAAGAAAGAAAGAAAGUCGACAUCGAACACGACGGUCUUAUUGUUUUUAUUUCUUCUUUAUAAUUUCUCACUUUUUCGAAAGGAAUAUUCUUACAGCAGCAUCGAAAUUUAGCAAAGUGGAGAUGUCUCCGAGAGAUCGAUGGCAUCCGUAAAUUCGUCCCUUUUUUCCCCUCCUUUAAGGUUCGAUCAUGAAACCCUCCCUAACAAGAGGGGAAGGGUAAAAGAAGAGUGAAGAACGAGCGAAGCGAAUCAUAGCGUCGUCGUAACAGUAGGAGGGGUGUUGCGUACACGCUCGCUGCCGCCACCACCGUCACCGCCACCGCCACCACCGCCACCGCCACCGCCACCACCACCGCCGCCGUCAUCGCCGUCAUCGUCGUCAUCGUCAUCAUCGUCAUCAUCGCCGCCGUCGUCGUCGCCGUCGUCGUUGUCGUCGUCCUCAUCGUUCGUCGCUCGUGUCGCGCUCGUCGCUCGUGUCGCUACCGUAGUAUCAGCCGAAGUUUACCGAACACACGCCGAGUACGACCGAGCGUAUGCUGACUCGUCUCGAGUCGUGUUACGAGUCGUUCGCGAAGGGACGUGUGCGUUCAGUCUCUAGGUAGCCUCCGCCCGUAACGCGUCGUUCCUUCUGUUUCCUUAGUCUAGUAUUUAACGCUUUAAUUUAUCGUCUCGCGAUUUCUUCUUCCAUAAUCUCGCCUCUUCUUAAUCUUUUCCUUUUUCUUCAUCCUUCGUGCUCUAACUGUCUCUCUCUCUCUCUCUCUUUCUCUUUUUUUCUUUCUAUCUAUCUAUCUAUCUAUCUAUCUAUCUAUCUAUUGAUCUAUCUAUCUAUCUCUCUCUUUUUCCUCUUUUUGAACUAAUCGACGCGAAGAAAAUUAUACGCAUACACGCGCGCACAUAUAAAUACAUAACAUAUACAACGUGUACGUCGAAAGAAUACUCGGACAUCAUAUAUAUAUAUAUAUAUAUAUAUAUAUAUACACCAAAUACGCACGUACGCAUAUAUACAAAGAGAGAGAGAGAGAGAGAGAGAGAGACGUACGUAUAAGUAGACACGCGUUAACACAAAGCUCGCACGCGAGUUCUUUCUCUUCACACGUCCUCGUUCCUCCUUCACCUCUUCUCCUCUUUCCUCCUGGAAUAGAGGAAGAGACGAAUGAGCGCGAUACGACGUCGGUUUUCAUCUUCUUCUUCGUCGUCAUCGUCGUCGUCGUCGUCGUUGCCGUCGUCGCCGUCGUCGUCGUGGUGAAAUUAAACGUGUGUGUUACUAACGCGUAUCUCUCUCCCUUGGAAAAGCGAGAGGAAGAGAAAAAGAGAGAGUAUCAUUUCGAGGGAAAGGCGAAACAUAAAUGCCGAUUUACGUGCGCCCGCGUCGUUGUACUUUUCUUUCAUUGAUUUCCCCUUCCGUUCCGGGCGGUGGUGCGAGAGCGUGAUAAGAGUAGUAGGAGUAGAAGAAGAAGAAGAAGAAGAAGAAAUAGUAGAAGAAGUAAUAGAGAAAAAAGAAGACUCGUGCUGCAUUCGAGAAUAUAGAGACAAGAAGAGGAUCCUUGAGGAAAAAAGAACGUAGACCGUUCGUGGCCUGUCGCGUUUCAAAGUUUUCUUUGAAACCAGAUUAAAGAAAAAGAAAAAAAAAGAGAGAGAGAGAGACAUACAUAAAGAGUCUCUCCGAGUGAGAAGAGAAAAUAAAAAGAAAUAUAAAUAAUAUUAAUAAUACUAAAAAAAAAAAAAAAAAAAAAAAAAAGAAUAGAGAAAUAAAGCAGCGAAGAAGAGGAAAGAUUUUCUUUCUUUCCUUCUCGGUACUUGAUUUCACGUGCGAUACCGGGUAAUAAUAAGAAAGGAAAAAAAAAGGAAAGAAAAAAAGAAAGAAAGAAAGAAAGAAAUUGGAGAACGGAAGGAAAGAAGGAAGGACAGGAGUCGAGAGAGAGAGAGAGAGAGAGAAAGAGACAGAGAGAGAGAGAGAGAGAUACAGAGACAGAGAUAGAGAUAGAGAAAAAGGAAAAAGACAGAAAGAAACGAGAAACGAACGAACGAAGGGAAAGAAAAAAAAAACAAAAUUGGACUUGUGAUAAAGCGAAUAUAGAGACGCAUUAAUAUACAAAGGGAUAAGGGAUAGCCUGGAUUAUUUUUUGGGGAAGUGAGAGUGAGAGAGGUGAACGAAGGACGACAGGUAAGAAGAUACAAAUUUCGUACGUAGUUAGUGACGACCCCUCAGAGGAGUGCAAUGAUGGCGAACGGAAUGGACACUGUCGUACAACAAAAUGGAGGAUCCACUCUCGGACAGACAUCGCAGGAGGAGUCGAAGACGAAUCUCAUCGUAAAUUAUUUGCCUCAGAGUAUGACGCAGGAUGAAAUCCGUUCUCUCUUCUCCAGUAUAGGCGAGGUCGAAAGCUGCAAGCUUAUCCGCGACAAACUUACCGGUCAAAGUUUAGGAUAUGGCUUUGUCAACUAUCACCGGCCAGAAGAUGCUGAGAAGGCUAUAAACACUCUCAAUGGUCUUCGUCUGCAGAAUAAAACUAUCAAGGUAUCGUACGCGAGACCGAGCAGCGAAGCAAUAAAAGGUGCGAACCUUUAUGUGAGCGGCUUGCCGAAGAACAUGACGCAGCAGGAUCUGGAGAACCUUUUCAAUCCUUACGGAAGGAUCAUUACUUCUCGGAUACUCUGCGACAACAUCACCGUACGACAGUUUGUGCUCGGCGGCGGAGACAAUUUGCCCGAUGAAAAGUCGUCACAGUUUCGAUGCAUGGUCGAGGAUUUCGAAAAAGAAUUUUUUAUUUAAUUAAUCAUUUAUAUC